This is a messenger RNA of Suillus fuscotomentosus, 1941 nucleotides long. RefSeq lists its product as uncharacterized. Lineage: Eukaryota; Fungi; Basidiomycota; Agaricomycetes; Boletales; Suillaceae. The record is from RefSeq and is a predicted model, not a curated record. The transcript is spliced from 2 exons. Bases 1 to 1941 code for a protein of 646 amino acids.
AUGGAUCGUGGACUUCACGUCUUCAUCCAUGAAGAACAACGAUUCACAUCCUUUAACGCAUCCUCGCUUCCUCCCGUGGUCCCUCCUAUCCCGCGACCCUGGAAUCCACACCUCGAGUCUGAUUCUUCACCUGAAAACAUCAAAGACGUAUUGACUACGCAGUGGGCAUAUGAAACGCGCCCAUGGUUCCCUCUCAUUCCAACGAACCCCAUUUUCGAUGGCGCUGUCUUCAGUUGCCUCAAUCAUUCAUUUUACUCCCUACCCAUCGAAUCAACGCCGGAUGGCCGUCAUAUCCUGCGGGGAGAUGUUAGACAACAAUGGGAGACUUUAGAGCAGAAGCUCCUCUGGUGCCAGGGACGUUUAGCUGCGAAUAUGCACUUCCCUUGGUAUGGCCAAUUUCCACGAGCUCCGAGAGACUACGGGUACUUAAGGUCCCACGUCGAUGUAACGCUUGCGAAGAAAGUUGCUUUAAGAUCACGCGAUGCAUUCUUAGGUGUCUCAGCUCUCUGUACAUAUUUUAUCAUGACUCGUCGGUAUAGACCUCACAAGGAGUCGUCUAGCUGGACCGAUCUCUUAACCAAUGACGCUCGAUGUCCAAUACCCUCUACGUGGGUGACUGAACUCUCCCGCACAUUCGUUGGGGAUCUUACGGAUGGCGUACCACGCACUGGUAUGAUCAUAAACGCCGCCUACGGUCUAUCCUGGGACACAGAUGUCCUUAUGUUUGAACACUACCAAGUUCCAAUCUGGGUAUAUUGGCCUCCCAAUGUCUUACCCAAUAAGACUUGGAACCGCUAUCUUCCCUCAGCCGAAAAUAUUGCUGCAGCAACUCACGCAAGUUGGGGCGGCUCGCAGGGCGGCAAUAAUCAGCGGGGCAUCCGGCCGGAUGAUAACCCAUGGGGCGCCCAGUCUAAUGAUGCUCCGUGGGGCGCUCAGUCUCAGUCAAACGACUCGGAGCAGACCCCAGUAUCCGCUGUGCAAUCCCAGCCAGAUUUGUCUUGUUUUCCACUUCCCAAUAGAAAUAGCGGGCAGAGGCAUGGCGAAGAUUGGGAGGCAUUCUUUGCCCACCGGGCCAUGCAGAACAAGAAGAAGGAGGAGAAGGAGACACCCUCACACAAACAAGCACGACUGAGUCGUGAACGUUCAGCGGAGAACCACAGAAUUCCUGGGAAGUCCAGCACGAUUCAGGUCUUUGAAUGGCAGCCUCAAGACGAUUAUAAUGGCUUCAUGUUGCGCACCCACAUUACAAAGGCUGGAGUACAGGACGUCUGGGGGGAUUACAACAAAUUUACCAGGAUCUUCGACUCCUUCUCCAAUCAGUGGGAUCUGUGUCUUGCCCUUGAUCCAACUAGCAUGCCUGACGGUGACGACCGAGAAGACGACGACGACAUCAUGCCUCCGCUGCCUACAACUGCCCUUGUUGAUGUUCCACCUCCGGCCCCUUCCAGUUUCAUGAACGAUAUAUACAUGUACUUUGGCAGUAAUGUCUCGCUUUCAUCGAGGCACAAGGACAUUGAAGGAAUUGUCCCCGUCUUGCACUACUACUUUGGAUAUCGACCUACGGCGCCUAGUUCUGCUCCCCUCUAUGCAUCCAUACAGUUACACGAGUGGAUUAAGAAAACCAAUUGGGAUCACCUCCGCAAGCUCCUUGGAGAUUCAGCCGCAGAAACAGGCUCGAUCGCAGCGCCACAACGCCAAAGCAUCACGAAUUUCAUUGCAUAUCUGGUGAACUUGAAGGAGUCUGACUUAGGCGUUAUCCCGCCUGAUGUUUGGGACCUAGGACCCGACCCAUCUCUACAAAUUACACAUGCUUAUAUCCGAGUCUCUUGCGUUAAUCUAUCACAACGUCGGUACUACAUAGUCGAGCCCCGCCAGUCCCCAAAUCUUCUCUUCUGGACAUUGGCCAUCCCCAACCCCAUCACUGCUGUGAUGUGCCUGUGA